CCAAUUUUCAUGCGUUUAGCUCUUCUCAUUGACUUCGAUUAUAUUGGCUUAUUAUAAUUUUUUGGAUUUUGAAGCUCUUUGACUUUAUUUUCACUGGUGAACAAUUUAUUCAUCUCUGUUUCGCUUGCAGAGUUCAAAUAUUGGAUUCGAUGGGUUGGUCCGACUUUGGUAUAAUAUAUAGUCUGUCAUCUGCGUAUGUAUAAAGCUUUAUCCUUUCUUCUAUGACUCAAAAAAUGUCGCUAAAGUUAUCAUUAAUUCAUAUUCUAGGACUAUAUCACACAAUUUGUUUACUUCUUCCGUGACUCGGGGCGGGGGGGGGGAGUUAUCAUCAAUUCAAAUUACAGGCCAGAUGACAGAGAUUGUGAUCGCUAUUGGGGCAAAGGUUGCUGAAUAUCUUGUUGCUCCAAUUUCACGCCAUGUUCGUUAUUUGCUGUGCUUCAACCAAUUCAUUGGGGAUGUCGAGAACUCAAAAAAAGAGCUGGAGGUGAAACUAGGAGACAUUAAACAGCGUAAGGAAGAAGCUGAUCGAAAAUUUGAAGCAAUAAUACCAUCCGUGAAGGAGUGGUUGCGUGACGUUCAAGCUAUCCUUGAGGAUGUGCAAGAGCUGCAACAUGAGGUUGAAGAAGGAGCAGCAAAGAAAUGUUUUAACGUGCGACGCAGGUAUCCUUUAGCCAAAAAAAUGGAUGAUAAGGCUAACCGGAUGAAAGAGCUGAAACAAGAUUCCAAUAACUUGGAGCCAUUUUCCCUGCCGAUCCAACUUCCAGGCAUGCUUGACUCUUCCAAGGACUUUGUAGAAUUCAACUCAAGGAAAUCAGCAUACAAUGAUCUUUUAGAGGCCAUUGAAGUUGGGAAGAACAAGAUUGGACUGUUUGGCAGCGGUGGCUCUGGUAAAACCACCUUGGCAACCAAGGUGGGUGACACAGUUAAACAAUUGAAGCGUUUUGACAAGGUGAUCAAAGUGGUUAUCUCUCAAUCUCUAGAUGUUCAAAAAUCCAAAAGGAGAUAAAAGAAUUGGCAGGUUUGGAAAUCAAGGAGGAAACCCAAUCUGCCGUUGCACAGAGGCUAUUAAUGGGAUUGAAAAGUAUGAAAAUUCUUAUAAUUUUAGAUGAUGUGUGGAUCAAACUAAACCUUGAAGAAAUUGGCAUUCCACUGAAUGAAGGUUGUCGUGUCUUGUUAACUACUCGCCGUCGAGAUGUAUGUGACUCCAUGGAUUGUGAGAGUAUAAUUGAACUGUCUAUCUUAAAAGAGGAAGAGGCAUGGGAUUUGUUCAAGAGGCAUGCGAAUAUAGCUAAUGUCUCGACGAAUGAUGAGUUUGAUGGCAUUGGAAAGAAGAUUGCUGAAGAGUGCAAGGGUCUGCCUAUAGCAAUUGUGACUUUAGGAAGCAUGUUAAAAGGAAAGAGUCUUCAAGUGUGGGAGUCAACUCUACGAAGGCUACGAAAUCCCACAUCGUCGGAUAUUGAAAAGGAUUUGGAGAAGGGGCUUUACGCAGUGCUUGAAAUAAGUUAUGACAAUUUGCCAACUAAACUAGCCAAGUCCCUCUUCUUAUUGUGCUCUAUGUUUCCUGAGGAUCAUGACAUCCAUGUAGAGGAUUUAAUUCGUUUUGGGAAGGGGACUCUUGAGCUGGAUGACGGUGUUUAUACAAUGGAGGAUACACGGAAAGAGAUUUUAGUUGCUAUUGAGAGGUUGUUAGAUUAUUGUUUGUUAAUGCCUGCCAAUAAGAAAGCUUGUGUAAAAUUGCACGAUGUGGUUCCGAGAUGUAGCCUUGUGGAUUGCAAAGAAAACUUCUCAAGCAGUUUUGGUCGAUAAAGAUGUUGUUUCAAGCAUGUUGGAUAAACAUCAAAGUUUGAAAGAUACAAAGGUACUAUCAUUGUGGAAUUUGGAUGAGAAUUUCAAGCUCUAUAAUCAAUUGCAUGCUCCAACACUUGAGAUUCUGCUACUUCAUCCUAAAGGGUUCAUUGAUCAUCUUGGAGGGACAGAAGCACUAAAAGUCUUGGCCCUCAUAACAUUUAGCUUUGAAUGGAAGCCUAGGUAUUCUUGGGAUAGAAUAACUAAAUGUUCAAUUUCACAAUCAAUUGUGUCAUUAACAAAUCUUCACACAUUAUCCUUUAGAGGAAAAAAAUUGGGUGACAUCUCUUUCUUGGGUGAACUUAAAGGAUUGGAGAUUUUGGACUUGCGUAGUUCUAAAUUUAAUGAAUUACCUGCUGGAAUUAUAGAAAUGAAAAAGUUAAAACUUUGGACAUGUUUGGUUGUAAAAUUGUGGAAAGUCCUAUGGAAGUAAUUGGAAGAUGUAAAACUUGAAGAAUUAUACUUUUGGGAUAAGAAAUCUGCCAUUCCAAAAAAUUUUCCUCAAUCAAGAUUGAAGAGGUAUGUUAUGUAUGACUCCACAUGCAGUUUAAAUGAACUUGAACGUCCUUUUCUAGAAUAUUUUGAUGGUUGUAUUGAAGCCUUAAGAGCUUUAUGUAUACAAGGCUUCAAAAUCCAUGCUCUUGGUUCAUCAAUGAAAGAUCUCAUUCUUAGAGCAAAUUGCCUUUGGUUGGAGAAUUGUAUGUGGGAUCAUAAAGAUCUAAAUUUAGAGAUAAAGCACUUAGUGGUUUUAAACUGUCCAGAGAAAAGGUUCAUCAUUGAUAACUUUGAUGCCAACAAUCUCCAAAAAAAACAAGCAUUCUCUUGCCUAAUUACUUUAUUUUUGAAGGGAAUGAGUAGUCUUGAACAAGUAUUCACCCAUGCCACUAUUACAAGCCUACCAAAGUUGAGGAAACUUAAGAUAUGUGAUUGCGGCAAAGUGAAAUGGCUAUUCCCUUAUUCUAUUGCUUGCCAUUAUCCUUCAUUAGAGAAAUUGAUCAUAAGGAGUUGCUCUAAACUUGAGAGGCUCAUUGGUGGAGAGGGUAAUCAUGAAGACUUAUCCCAUGAGGAUCAACCACAAUACCAAGGAGAGACCCUUUAUGAUAUGCAAGGUUCUCUAUAUGGGAAUGAGAAUGAGAGGGCAAAUGUAGGGGUUACCUCAAAAAGCUUGAAGCAGUUGCAAAAUCAAAAGCCCACCAUCCUUUCCAAAGUCUGAAAUUUCUAUUUAUUGAAGAUUGUAAAAGAAUGAAAGGUAUAUUUGAAGUGCACACAAGAGGAACAGUAGAAGCCCAAGAUCCUAAUUUGAAGCUCAUUUUGAGUUGUGUACGUUAAGAUUGUACGAAAUAGCAGAACUGGAAUAUAUUUGGAAGGGCCCCACACAAACUAUGAACCUCCAUAGACUUGAAAGAGUUGAUUUGCGGGAUUGUCCAAAAUUACAAAGUAUCUUCUCUCUUACCAUCCUUACAAGCCUCCCAGAGUUGAGGCAACUUAUGGUAUAUUACUGUGAGAAAUGGGAGGGAAUAUUUUGUGAAGAAUCACUUAAGAACCUUUCAUCUUUUUCUUCUGAUGUUUGCUUCCCCAAACUUUGGGAGAUUAUCAUAAGGGCUUGCAACAAAGUGAAAAGGCUAUUCUCAUAUUCUCUGGCUUCUCAUUGUCCUUCACUUGAGAGAUUAUAUAUUGAGGAUUGCUCUGAAAUUGAGAAGCUUGUUGAUAGAGACUCUGGUGAAGAAGCAGCACAUGGGGAUCGACUAUCGCUCCUCAAAAUGAAGGAUUUAACUCUAAUAAGUUUGCCGAAAUUGAGAAACAUUUUUGGAGGAGAAUUUGAGUACCAGUUGAAAUACCCCCAUGAUACACAUAAAAAUGAGAAUGAAAGAGCAAGGGUGGUUUCAAAAUUGUGUUAUUUAGAGUUGCAGAGUCUACCAGAAUUGGAAUGUAUUUGGAAGGGCCCCACACAAAUUAUAAGCCUCCAUAGGCUUGAACGUGUUGAAGUGUGGCAAUGUCCAAAAUUAAGAAGUAUCUUCACUCUUGCUACAGUCACAAGUCUUCCAAAGUUGAAGGAAUUUGAAGUAAGAACAUGCGAUCAAUGGGAGGGAAUAUUUUGUGAAGAAUUACUUCAAAACAUUUAUGUUGCAGAUUCCACUAUUUGCUUCCCAACACUUGAGACAAUUACAGUAACUCAUUGUCCCAAGGUGAAAAGGUUGUUCUCUUAUUCUCUAGCAUCUCAUUGUCCUUCAUUGAAGAAAAUAACUAUAUAUUACUGCUCUCAAAUUGAGGGGGUUGUUCAAGGCUACAAAGGUGAACAAGUCGGUGGUCAUGAUCAUCAAAAGCUGUUCCCUCAACUGAAUAAAUUAAAUCUCAGAGCGUUGCCAAAGUUGAGAGAGAUUUAUGAAGGUUAUGAAUUCAUUCAAUUAUCAGGAACCAUGAGCAUACAGGAUUGUCCAAGCAUAUGCAACAUCCCAUUAGACAAUUCCUCAUCAGAGUUGGAGAAAUUAUGGUUAGAAGAUCUAGGAGAGUUGGAAUGUAUUUGGAAGGGCCCCACACAAAUUAUAAGCCUCCAUAGGCUUGAAUAUGUUACACUGCAGCAAUGUCUAAGAUUAAGAAGUAUUUUUACUCUUGCUACAGUCACAAGUCUUCCAAAGUUGAAAAGAAUUGAAGUGACAGGUUGCAAGGAAUGGGAGGGAAUAUUUUUUGAAAAAUCACUUCAAAACAUUUAUGCUAAUUCCACUGUUUGCUUCCCAACACUUGAGACAAUUGAAAUAUUUGAUUGUUCAAAGGUUAAAAGGUUGUUCUCUUAUUCUCUAGCAUCUCAUUGUCCUUCAUUGAAGAAAAUAACUAUACAUGAUUGCUCUCAAACUGAGGGGGUUGUUCAAGGUUACGAAGGUGAGCAAGUUACAGGUCAUCAUCAUCAAAAGCUGUUCCCUCAACUGAAUAAAUUAAAUCUCAUAGGGUUGCCAAAGUUGAGAGAGAUUUAUGAAGGUUAUGAAUUCACUCAAUUAUCAGGAACCAUGAGCAUACAGGAUUGUCCAAGCAUAUGCAACAUCCCAUUAGACAAUUCCUCAUCAGACUUGGAGAUCAUCAAAUUAGAAAAUUAGAAAAUAAAGGAGUGAUGAUGAGCUUUAGAUCUAAUCUGCAGUAAUUUUAUUAACUGGGGCGUGGAGACGUUGGAUUUGGGUUCGUGUUGAAGAUUAUAGAAAAACUAAAAAGAUGCAUGUAAAAAUUACAUGUAUUUUUUACUUGAUGUGUUGGAGUUGUCUAAACAUAUAAUAAUUGUGUGGCUUGCGUGGACUUCCUAUUAUAUUUGCAACACUUGUAAUGUAUUUUAAUUUUUUUGACAUUGUAUUAAUCAGUGAUUUCUUAUAUUGUACUUUACUUCAUUGUGGCAACUGGCAAUAUAUGUGAUUAUCUUA
This is a messenger RNA of Prosopis cineraria, 5249 nucleotides long. RefSeq names its product F-box/LRR-repeat protein 4-like. Lineage: Eukaryota; Viridiplantae; Streptophyta; Magnoliopsida; Fabales; Fabaceae. Bases 3228 to 4934 code for a protein of 568 amino acids. The record is from RefSeq and is a predicted model, not a curated record. The transcript is spliced from 8 exons.